AUGCAGGAUGAAAUGGAGCUGAGCGAUCCGCCUGAGGCUGAUGCCAUGUCCGUGUCUGCGGAGCCGGAGGAACCCAUCGCGCCAGAGGAGAAGGAGCCUCUGGAGCGGGCCGGCGACGCAGCGCCGGCACCAGCGGCACCAGCGGCACCAGCACAUGAGCGAUCUGGCAAGGCCCCCCGGCCUACCCUGAGCAGCUCGCGCUCGCGCACCACGUCCUCUCGGACCUCCGCACAGAUGCGACGGUUGUCGCUGAUGCCCGAGGUGCAGGAGGCGGCCCAGCAGUGCCGCAAGGAGCUGCAGCAGCGGGCGCAGGAACUGAACGCCAAGGACCUGCGAGAGCUGCGCCAGUUGCUGCGACCCCCGCGCCAGGUGAAACAGGUCAUGGACACGAUUUGCAUGCUGCUGGGGGAGAAAGCUGGCAACAAGGGCUAUAAUUGGAAGAAGAUCUUGACGGAGUCCCUGCCCAACAAGUUGGCCGACUUCGACCCCCAGGCCAUGAGCAGCGCGCAACGGAGCAAGGUGCUGGAAGCCCUUGGGGAUCAAGACUUUUCACAGGAGGUGCUGGCAAAAACUCACCAACCGUGCAUAGGGUUGUCCAGAUGGUGCGCAUGCAUCAGCAACUUCGUGAGCAAAAGCAACCACCUGGUUUCGGAAGGAAAAUCCUUCAAUGCCGCCAUGCUUCCCACCAUCUCUGUGGACUCCCUGGGUGGUAGCGCCCCAUCUCUGAAGGGCAGCGGUGCCAAGGGCCCCAAGGGCCCCAAGGGCCGUAGCCAAAGCCCAGGGAAUCGACGUGGUGCGGUGAAUGGGAAAGGCAAAGGUCGUGACCCCUCACCCUUCGUGGUGGAACCGGACCUGCGAAGCCUCAGCAGCAGCGAGUUGACCAAGGUGUCCGAGCUGAAGGUAAUUAAGCCCAAUGUCGGAGAGGUUGUCUUUCACGGCCUCACCGAUUGUACCGACUUGGACGUCGCCAGAGAUAUCGUGCUGAAACGUGGCUAUGUUUUGGUCUAUCCUGAUCAGAAGAAUAAGCCGCCACCGGGGGAAGGCCUCAACAAGCACGCCACGGUCACCAUGUACCAAUGCUUUCCCCCAGGGGAACCCAUCAGGACACUGAGUGACGAAGCUGUGCAAGAGUACAAGGAUAAGAUCCGGCGCAUGACGGAGGAAAACAGCGCGUGCACCUUCAUUGACUAUGACUGCCAAACAGGUGUGUGGAAGUUCCAGGUGGAACGCUUCUGA
Cladocopium goreaui is the source of this 1236-nucleotide messenger RNA. Lineage: Eukaryota; Dinophyceae; Suessiales; Symbiodiniaceae. The record is from the annotation of a GenBank genome assembly.